Messenger RNA from Cryphonectria parasitica EP155, 1647 nucleotides. RefSeq names its product MFS general substrate transporter. Lineage: Eukaryota; Fungi; Ascomycota; Sordariomycetes; Diaporthales; Cryphonectriaceae. Gene Ontology annotation, biological process: transmembrane transport. The transcript is spliced from 2 exons. The annotation marks the transcript as partial. The record is from RefSeq and is a predicted model, not a curated record. Gene Ontology annotation, molecular function: transmembrane transporter activity.
CCAGAACAUGUCACCUGGAUGUCUCUGCCUCACAAGGGCCAGCUUCUGAUCCUGUUCCUCUGCCGCAUGGUCGACUUUCUUCAGGUUGCCACCCUGCAGGCGUACAUCUUUUACCAGCUGCGACACAUGGCUGAACAGCAGAUACUAGAGGCCGGCUCAGUCAUGUCUGAUGCCAAGAUCUCAGCACAGGCUGGUCUCCUGACAGGAGGCUUCACCGGUGCUCAAGUUCUCACAGCCAUUUUCUGGGGCAAGGUGGCCGACUCUCCCAAGAUCUACGGAGGCCGCAAGAUGGUGCUCCUGAUCGGAACCCUCGGAACGGCGAUUGCCUGUUUCGGGUAUGGCUUCUCCAACUCAUUUGCCACCGCCAUGUUCUGGAGAGUUGUCGCAGGCUGCGUCAACGGCCUUGUCGGCAUCAUCCGGACCAUGAUCUCUGAGAUCACCGUCGAGAGGAAGUACCAGUCCAGGGCUUUCCUCAUCCUGCCAAUGAGCUUCAACGUCGCUGGUAUCUUGGGCCCCAUUCUCGGAGGCUGGCUUGCGGACCCGGCUGUGACCCUCCCUGCGUGGUUCGCACCAGGUGCUCCCUUCCACAGCACGCUGAUUGAGAAAUACCCCUUCGCGCUGCCUUCGAUCGCCAACGCUGCCGCCCUCUUCGCCGUGUUUCUGGCUGUCCUCUUUGGCCUGGAGGAAACUUCCAAGUCCAAGAAGGGCACCUACGAUAUCGGUCUGGACUAUGCGGCCCGCGUCAAGUGUUUUAUCCUGCGCAGGCCCAGCGACUACGUCUACCACGACCGCAGCGGCUACGACCAGCUCGAGUCGAUGCAGAUGAGCGAGAAGAGCGGCAGACCCGCGAUGCCCGCUGCCCUCCCUGGCAAGAAGAGAAAGACCCUCCCCUUCUCGCGCCUGUGGACCAAGAACGUCAUCUUCACCCUCCUCAGCCAGGCCUUUUACGACUUCCACCUGGGCGCCUUCACCAACAUCUGGACCCUCUUCCUGUCCACCCCUCGCCCUGGCUUCGUCUCCCCCUCUGUCGAGACCAUUCCCGUCGUCGAGGGCCGUGCUCUGGGCAAGCGCAACUUGCUCUGGUUCGCAGGAGGCCUGGGCAUGCCUGCUUCUACGGUUGGCAACGCCACCUCCAUCCUCGGCGUCCUGGGCAUGCUGCUGCAGGUCGUCAUGUACCCGCCCAUGCACGCCCGCCUGGGAACCCUGCGCAGCUUCCGGUACUUCCUCGUCAUCUUCCCCGUGGCCUACCUGCUCGCGCCCUUCCUCGCCACCCUCCCACAGACCCAGAACGAGGACGGCACCACGUCGGUGUCUACCGCCCUCUGGUUCGCCAUCGUCAUGAUCCUGUUCCUGCACACCUCUGCGCGCACCAUGACACUGCCCGCCAGCAUCAUCCUGCUCAACAACUGCAGCCCGCACCCUUCUGUGCUGGGUACUAUCCACGGCAUCGGACAGUCCGUGUCUGCUGGGUUUAGGACUGUUGGACCCAUCGUGGGCGGCUGGUGGUACGGCAUGGGCUUGGACUGGGGCAUGGUCGCCUUCAGCUGGUGGGCUGUGGCCCUUGUCAGCGUGGGUGGCUCGAUUGCCUCCUUGAUGCUGUACGAGGGUACCGGCAAGGAGAUUGAGCUGGAUGACGAGGAGGAAUAG